This is a messenger RNA of Mesocestoides corti, 507 nucleotides long. The record is from the annotation of a GenBank genome assembly. Lineage: Eukaryota; Metazoa; Platyhelminthes; Cestoda; Cyclophyllidea; Mesocestoididae.
AUGACCGACGCCAGCACUGUCCACGACUUAGAUGAAUGGAUGCUUAAGCUCGACAGCCUACAGAAGGCUCUCAAAUCAUGCUCUUCAAAACAGCUAUGUCGACUGCAGUCGCCUAUUCUUCGGGCUCGGGCAAAUAAGUCUCAAGUGUGUACUCCAGUGAUUAAUGACAGCGGGAUUGAACUAAGCCACAGCGACCUGCUUCACACCUCGCACUCCCACUCCCCUGCGGAGGGUCCACUUCGGCAGCGAAUCCCUCAGUCGCCAGGCUGCGGAGCUUAUCCGGGCGCGAAAAUCCGACGCAGUGGAGAAAAUUCGCCUCCUCUACGUCACCGGAACCGCCCUGAUGAGCCUGCUCAAUUGCCCAGAGACAAUAUCUCUCUGGACCGGUUGGAUGGAAUGCGGAAACUAGUCAGUGACUUGGACAGUGUUGAGAUCGAUCUAGCAAGCUCGGCAGCAGAUUACUCCAAGAAAGCUGGACAAUUUGUUCUUAGGGCCCUCCGGGAGUAA